CUCAGAAACCCUUUCGCUUCUUGCCAGGCAGUAUAUGUUGCGCUUGUGACUCUUCACCGUUCAGUUGUUCACGCAGUUCCCUCGUCUUGGCGUCGGUUGGAUCACUAAAAGGAUUGCCCCCUCAGCAUUUCAAAACGACGGGGAGAGCCUUGAUCGCUAGCCGUUUGCCGGGAUAUCUCUCUCUCUCUCUCUCACUCACGAAAGCAGCGCCUGAAACAUAGUCGUCUAUUAUACACAUCGACACCCGAUUCCCAAAUUUUAUUCCUUCCACACAUCUCGCUUGUGAGCGCGUGCCUGUACGUAGAUCAAACCGGAGCUCAUCCGCCGCCACUACCUAUCCAGCUGAAUUGAUUCUCACACUUAACAUCCGUUCGGGGCCACUGCAAAGACAAUUAACUUGUGUUGCAAAAGCUCACGUAUAUCAAAGUAGAACGGAGAGAUGGACAACUCUCACUUUGUUUGCGUUUUGAUCGGUUGUCUUUUCCUGGGAUCUGUUGUCGCCUCAUCUUCAGAUUGCAGCGGAAUAGAAGAACCGAAUCGAUUCAUCCUGUGCUACACCGACAGUUCCAUCAACUUGGAGAAUGACGACCUGGCCUGCCGUUGCUCUCAUCUAGUCGUGCCAUCCGUCGUGAAUAUCACGCAAAACAGUACGGACUUUGCGUUAAACGAAGAAAUAGUUGCGUACUUGAAAACGAUUAGUGGCUCCCGAAAUGGUGGGCGAAUGCGCCGCGUCCUUUCGCUGGCCGUGUCGGCCCGAGACUUUUCCGCCGACUCUUCCGUCCACUCGAUUGUUGGCGGUGUGGCGCGGAUGAUUGACGACCUACUUAUCGAAGGCGUGGAAAUCCAUUGGCAACAACCCAGCACCGACGAGAAUUCCAAGAAAGAUAAAGCCAACCUUGUUCUUUUCAUGAAGGAUUUGCACGCUGUUCUACAAGAGAAAGUGAUCGUCACCAGCACACCAAUUUCCACCACCCACAUCAACAGCACAAUUGCUGACGAUAUGGAAAUUGAUGCGAUGCGACCUUUGAUCCUACUCCGUCUGCCGACUUCACCGGAACAGCUGGUGAAAGGAUUCGAUCUCAAGCCUUUAGCGAGAACGGUCGACUUAUUCGUCGUCUCCACCCAUAACAUAGAGGACGCAUCCAACGCAACCUACCACCAUAGCCGCCUUAUGGGCAUCUCCGAUAUCCUGAAUACGGAUUCUGUAUUGGAUCUUGUGACAAGCCUGGGUGUAUCGUCCGAUCGUGUAGUGGCAGCCGUACCCACAUUCGCCCUCCAAUUUCAUCUGAGAGAUGCCAAGCAAAACCUACCCGGAUCCCAGAUUGCCCAAGGCCCCACUCAAAUCAGCAUGGAACAGCUGCACUCGAUCUUGAAGAAAGGCAAUUGGACGAUAGAGAGAGAUGACGAUUUGACAGGUACAUAUGCUUACUCCCAAGACGGAGAUUGGAUUGCCUUUGAUGACGAAAUGGCCGCUAUGAUCAAGGCCAAGUACUUCCUUUUGCGCGAUAUCGCCGGAGUGGCAAUCAUGCCCGGCAAUGUGGACGAGAAGCCCAGCCAAUCAGAAACGCCCGUUACUCCAUCCAUGACUCAAAUCUACUACGAACAAUUUCUCAAUCAAGAAUCUGGCAACCGAACCAGGCGUCAGCUGGCCAAAUCCCUGCAGGACGAUCUUUCUUCUGUUGCCACCACCCUGUCCAGUCCGUUGUACAACGACCGUGUCCGAGCUUCGCCCUACCGGAUCGUCCGCAUCGUCGCCCGUUCCGGCGAGACCAGCGUCGUCCGCCAGCCGCUGGAGAGCAGUCUGCAGUGCUCCCGUCAGGGCUAUUACCGCCAUCCGGAGGAUUGCGGAAGUUUCUACCGUUGCGUCAAAUUCGACCAGUACGUGGACGAUUUCACCGUUUUCGAGUACGACUGCCCGGAAGGAUUGGUCUUUGAUGAGAAGUGGGAAGUCUGCACCUGGCCGUCCCAGGCCGCUCCUUGCGGAGGAUCCAGCGAGAUUCGCCCAGUUCCCAUGAACAAAUUCGUCUGCCCAGGCGAGGGAUACUUUGCCGAUCCUGAAAACUGUCGCUGGUUCUUCGCCUGUCGCGACUACGCCAAGGACGGUGUCACCUUCACCCAAUACGAAUUCCGUUGUCCAUUUGGGCUCCUCUUUGACGAGGAAAAUUUGUUGUGCAACUGGCCGUGGCUGGUUCCUCAGUGCUCUGGAGGGGCUGUCGGCAGUUCCAGCAAUGCCAACGCCGUCAAGUUGAAGCAACCGCUGGAGAAGAAACCGGCCGCCAUCCCUAUGGGAAGUCCUGGAUAUCUGAGUGGCAAGUUGGUGACUGGAGAAGGUCUCUACAAGGAUCCCCGGCCGACGUACUACGGUGAAUCUGUCGUCUCUUCCGGUUGCGUUGAUUGCCAAUCGGCUGGACUAGUCGUCAAGGAACCAUCGCAGGGCUCUUACUCAGGAAAACAACAGACGAAAGUUGUCCUGGCUAUUCCUGCCGCCACCAUUGCCGGAGAAUCCAACCCUGUGCGCAUCAUUAUCGCCUCCCCCGCUUACUCCGGUGACCAGCAAUAUACAACGACUACAACAACGCCAUCCUAUUCGAAAGCUGUCCGCUACGAAGGUGGGGCAUCGACGGGUAGUUAUCAGUCGCAGAAAUAUACAGAUUCCCUUGCAGUGUCCGGAUCAUCUGAUCCUUAUGGUUCAUAUGCCUCAGCUGGGAAUCGCGGAACUGCUGUAGCCAUCAAUAACGCCCAGCUGGCAAGCUAUUCCCAAACUGAUAACACGAACGGUGACUCCGGUAAAGUUUCUGGCCCUGUAGGACCUUCCAAACCGGACAACUCUUUCAGCUACAAAGAAACUAGCACUUAUGAUAAGUCUACCAAGGAUGAGGUGGCCAAUACUCCUUAUUACCUAGUCAAACAACCAGGAAACGGUGAAAUUCGUGGCCCAGAUAGGACUGUUGAAAAUGGAAAAUACGACUCGGCUCAUACAUCGGAUGGAAAAUAUGUACCCUCAUCGUCUUACUCCGCUCCGGCUUAUUCAGCUCCAGUCUACUCCGCCCCGGCUUACUCCGAGCCGACAUAUUCCGCCCCGGCUUACUCCGAACCGACAUAUUCUGCUCCGGCUUACACCGCUCCGACGUAUUCCGCUCCAACUUAUUCGGCUCCAACUUAUUCGGCCCCGGCUUACUCCGCCCCGGCGAAAGCGGCCCCAACUUACUCUGCUCCAGCUUACUCCGAACCGGCCAAGACCGCACCGGCUUAUUCCGAGCCCACCAAGACCGCCCCGACUUACUCCAAGCCGACCAAGACCGCCCCGGCUUACUCCGCCCCGGCUUACUCUGUGCCGGCUUACUCUGCGCCGGCUUACUCUGCUCCGGCUUACUCUGCUCCGGCUUACUCUGCUCCGGCUUACUCUGCUCCGGCUUACUCUGCUCCGGCUUACUCUGCUCCGGCUUACUCUGCUCCGGCUUACUCCGAACCGGCCAAGACCGCCCCAACUUACUCUGCUCCGGCUUACUCCGAACCGGCCAAGACCGCCCCAACUUACUCUGCUCCGGCUUACUCCGAACCGGCCAAGCCCGCUCCGGCUUAUUCCGAGCAGACCAAGUCCGCCCCGGCUUACUCCGAGCCGACCAAGACCGCCCCGGCUUACUCUGCCCCGGCUUACUCUGCCCCGGCUUACUCUGCCCCGGCUUACUCUGCCCCAGCUUACUCCUCCCCAACUUACUCUGCCCCGGCUUACUCCGAACCGGCCAAGCCCGCUCCGUCUUAUUCCGUGCCGACCAAGUCCGCCCCGGUUUACUCCGCUCCGGCUUACUCUGAGCCGGCCAAGCCCGCCCCGGCUUACUCCACCCCGGCUUACUCCACUCCAACGGAUUCCGCUCCAACGUAUUCCUCUCCGACUUACACCUCUUCAACCUACUCCGCUCCAGAGCCUUCCGAUCAGGACUACAAUCCCGUUUACUCUGCCCCAGCCGACUCUUCUCAAUCCGCUCCGUCCUACUCCGCUCCAGCCUAUUCCACUCCGUCCUACUCCCCUCCAGCCUAUUCCGCUCCAGCUUAUUCGGAAAGCGUUCGUGAAUACAAACCUCCUACUACUGCCGCACCAGUUUACUCUGCUCCAGCCUACACCGAAAAAGCUCCUGAAUACAAAACUUCUACUACUGCUGCGCCAGUCUACUCUCCGUCCGCUCCAUCAUACUCUUCACCGGUUUACUCUGCCCCAUCUUAUACCGAAAAAGCUCCCGAGUAUGAUUCUUCUACUACUGCUUCGACAGUUUACUCUGCCCCGGCGUACUCUUCUCCUGUUUACUCCGCCCCAGCGUAUUCAUCUCCGGUUUACUCUGCCCCAGCAUACUCUGCUCCGGUUUACUCUGCUCCGGCUUAUACCGAAAAGGCUCCCGAGUACAAAACUCCCACUACCACCUCUCCAGUUUACGCUGCCCCGGCAUACUCUGCUCCGGUUUACGCUGCCCCAGCUUAUACCGAAAAGGCUCCCGAGUACAAAACUCCCACUACCACCUCACCAGUUUACGCUGCCCCGGCAUACUCUGCUCCAGUUUACGCUGCCCCAGCAUACUCUGCUCCGGCUUACUCUGCUCCGGCUUACUCUGCUCCGGCUUAUACAGAAAAAGCUCCCGAGUACAAAACUCCCACUACCACCUCUCCAGUUUACUCUACUCCAGCCUACACCGAAAAAGCUCCUGGAUACAAAACAUCUACUGCUGCUGCACCAGUUUACUCGGCUCCAGCCUAUACUGCUAAAGUUACCGAAUAUAAAACAUCUACCACUGCUGCGCCAGUUUACUCUGCGCCGACCUAUACCGAAAAAUCUCCCGAGUAUAAAACUCCCACAACUUCUACUCCAGUUUAUUCUGCCCCAGCCUAUACGACAAAAGCUCCCGAAUACAAAACUCCCACUAAAGCCGCACCAGUUUACUCUGCGCCGACCUAUACUGAAAAAACUACUGGGUACAAAGCUCCCACUACUGCCGCACCGGUUUACCCCUCUGCUCCGGCUUACUCCGUUCCGGCAUACUCCGAGCCUGCUGCUCCAGCCUAUACUGAAAAAACUCCAGGGUACAAAACCACUGCUGCGGCAGUUUACUCUACUCCAGCCUACACCGAAAAAACCGUCGAGUAUAAAACUCCCAUUACUUCUGCUCCGGCUUAUUCUCCUGCCGUCUACACAGAUAAGUCUCCAAUUUCUGUUUACGAUUCAACGGCUUCUGACUAUCGGGCGUCUAACACAAAGCUCCCGGCCAAUACCGCCUCUGCUUCCAUCGACGAAUAUUCUCCCGUUUACGAUGCACCAGAAUCAGUGUACAAGACUCCUACUAAAGUAGUUGUCACUAUGGAAACCGAAGACCAAGGAAAGAAAGGAUACCGUGGAACUGGUGGAGCUGCUGGAUCUGCUGGAUCUGCUGGAUCUGCUGGAUCUGCUGGAUCACGGGGUACAGGUGGAACUGCUGGAUCACGGGGCACAGGUGGAACUGCUGGAUCACAGGGUACAGGUGGAACUGCUGGAUCACAGGGUACAGGUGGAACUGCUGGAUCACGAGGUACAGGAGGAGUAGGUGGAACUCGUGGAUCUAAAGGCGCAGUGAAAUACUCUGAACCAGAAUAUAAUGCAGCGUCGGUCAGACCUAGUGUAGGAUCAUACGACAAGAACAAAUCAACCCAUUCGUCCAUGUCUAGAUAUCCGAGUGAUUACGAGACGACCGGCCAGAUUGGGGACGACACAUUUGGAUUAAAAGACAACAGCAAAUCCAAGGGGAAAUAUACUGGUUCCAGACCUUUGGCAAGCAAAUCACCAGCUGCAAACGAAAAGGUAGUAGACACCAAUAAAAGAAUUCCCAAUGAGUACAGUUCAACGAAUGGCAAGAGUCGUACUCAGCUAGAGAGAGGCGCUGGCAGCAGCACGAGUGGCAAGACGUACGCCACCGAUGGAACAACCAGAUAUCAAGAUUCCGAUUACAAAAAGCCAGCAGGAUCAGCAUCUAGGAACGAUUCUCGUGAAUCAAAUUCCUACACGACGACACCACAUUCCGUUUCGGUUAAUUACGAAAAAACUAAAGCUGAUUCUUCCACGAAAGGUGAAGUUUCAUACGGCGAUAAAAGAGUCACCGUUAAAGUCCCUUCCACCAACAAAGCCGCUAUUCUAGACAAGUGGGCAACUGUUAGUCCAGUUACUGAGACUGAACUAGCCCUUAUCGAGCAAAAAGGUACGACUGAUGAUUACAAAUCUUCUCCACGCCAACGAAUCAAGGGAAGAUUGAACGUCAAUUCCAAAAACCAACAACUCACCACCAGCGUUGCGCAACCCAGCGUCAAGCCUGUUGAUUCAAGCGCAUCUUCUGUCAGCCUCACUUUGAACAAAAACGACGGAAAAGUCUCGACUGGCAGUAGCGGAUCUGAAUACGGUCACCGAUACUUGGAGAAGAUCACCGUCGCCCAAGCGACGGCCAAAAACGAGACGCUGGGCCCGGAGGUAUGUGUUCGAGCCGGUCUCUUCCGUCAUCCGUCAGACUGUCAAAAGUUCUACGAGUGCUACUGGGAUCGCUGGAUUCACCAGUACACAGUUCACAUUUUCAAAUGCCCCGUUCACCUUGUGUACGAUGACUACAUCACUGCCUGCAAUUGGCCGUUGGACGGACCCGCUUGUGUACCUCAUGAAGCGGUCAAGCUGUACCCACAGCUCCUGUCUAAAGUCUGAUGAGGUUAUUUUUCCCAUUUAUUGCUAUUCCACAGGCAUUACCUUAUUGUGCAGCAAACGAAAUUAAUUUUAUUUUCUACAAGAGUAGGGUUUAAUAUAAUAUACACGAGUAGAUUUACACACAUAAGCCCAGCUGCAGUGAAACAAUGGAAUGUUCCUUUUUUUAGGAUUGUAAUUGGUUUCCUAUAUUUAAAAAUCGUAUGUAUCUCAAAGAGAUGGUUGGCGAUUAAAUGGUUGAUUGUAUUGAUGAUGCCAACAUUCAUUGUUUCACUUUGCUUUCCAAAAUCCUAUUUACAAAGCGAAAAAAAAUUAUGAUUUGAUCUGUAAGCCUCCACUUCUAUAAUUCAUGACAAAAUGAAUCUGACAUAGGUCACAGACUAUUCCAGCAUUGCUUUUCUUUUCCCUUUGGAGUUAAUAUAUAUAAUAAAUAUAUUGGAAUGUGCGUAACUAUUAUGAUCAUUAUCAUAUUUAAUUUCCCCCUUGCUUCGGGUAUUUGUGGCCUUUCCUCAAUGAAUAAAUGUGUAAUCUUUGAUAUAUGAAUCGAUAAGGUGCGAGACAACUAUAUUUCGAACUUGCCCGAGUCACAUUUACUAUACCGAAAGGUUAAAAAAGGAUUGUCAACAUGUCUAUAUAAGGAUAUAAGUUUCAUGCUUUUCCAACUACGAAAUUGAAUGGUGAAGUAAGUGCUUUAUCUUACUUUCUUUUGUGUGCACUUUCGGACGAGUUAAAUGCAUAAAUUCUUCAUGGGUAUUGUAUGUAUAGGUACAAAGCUUUCUAUUUUAUAAUACACAAUAUAAAUAAAACGGUA
This is a messenger RNA of Daphnia pulicaria, 7514 nucleotides long. Its product is annotated as mucin-19-like. The coding region runs from base 440 to 6706 and encodes 2088 amino acids. Lineage: Eukaryota; Metazoa; Arthropoda; Branchiopoda; Diplostraca; Daphniidae. The record is from RefSeq and is a predicted model, not a curated record. The transcript is spliced from 12 exons. Gene Ontology annotation, cellular component: extracellular region. Gene Ontology annotation, molecular function: chitin binding. Gene Ontology annotation, biological process: carbohydrate metabolic process.